Cantharellus anzutake is the source of this 1845-nucleotide messenger RNA. Its product is annotated as Peroxin-3. Bases 1 to 1845 code for a protein of 614 amino acids. The transcript is spliced from 6 exons. Gene Ontology annotation, molecular function: protein-macromolecule adaptor activity. Lineage: Eukaryota; Fungi; Basidiomycota; Agaricomycetes; Cantharellales; Hydnaceae. The record is from RefSeq and is a predicted model, not a curated record. Gene Ontology annotation, cellular component: peroxisomal membrane. Gene Ontology annotation, biological process: protein import into peroxisome membrane.
AUGCCAGUACUCAAAGCUGUGCGCGGUUGGCUAUGGGACCGGCGGAGGGGAUUGUUAACAGCUGCUGGAUUUUUCGGGGGUUUCUAUUUAAUGGCGCAGUACAUUUGGGGGAGAUUGGAAGAGAUGCGCGACAAAGUCAUCCAAGAUCGAGCUGCGAGGGAAAACCUCCGGAAACGUUUCCAACAAAACCAAGAGGAUUGUAGCUAUCAUAUUCUUGCCCUCUUGCCGACCCUAGGAAAUUCCAUACUAGAAGAAAUGGAUGUAGAACGAAUCACUCUUCAACUCCAACAAUCACGCACGACCACAUCUCAGGCGAAGAAUUCACCUUUGAGCGCCGCCCAUUUACAGCCUGAAGGGCCUUCGAGGGGAUUAUCCGACUCUGUAAUAUCCGAACCUACAAGCACAGCUGCGAGCGACUUGACAGACGAUGGACCCCACCCACCUCAUUCCCGCCCCCAAUCAUCCUCGUCAGCACCUCAUGUAAACCCAUCAUCUCAUUUCCAACCGCCACCUCCAGGAGCUUCUGCAACAUCCCACGCCGGUCCAUCGUUCGAUACUUCCGGAAUGCAAUCUUCGUCUGCUGGCCUUGAUUGGGUCACAGAGUUCCGAGCACAGCAGGCGCAGCUCGCAAGGUCACUAGCAUUGACAGGCGCCGUGGAUGGAAGUCCAACUAGCAGUCACGAGACAGGGUUCAGCGAUAGUGGCGUAAGUGGGGGCUACGUUACUGAGGGCACAGAGAGCGAAAUAUCCAUCGAAGGGAGCGUUGCAGAGAGCGGCGUCCUGGUUGACGCUUCCUCGGUAAUAACGCGCCAAUCUGCUGCACCAGAAUUGAUAACGUUCCAGCCUCCUUCUCCCGAAAUACAUAAACACGUGCCCUUGACAUCAAAGGAAAAGACAGAGUUAUGGCGUGAGAUGAAAGUAUUAGCUUUCAGCCGAGCUCUAACGAUCAUUUAUACUACAACCUUGCUCGCACUCCUGACUCACAUCCAACUUAAUCUCAUAGGGACUCGGAAAUAUGUCGAGUCUGUCCGUCAACUUGCUCGAGAGGCACGUCAAGCUGAGGAAGUCACUGCCAACUUUUCCAUUGGUGGUUUGUUUUUUGGCGAUGGUCCUGGUGAGGACGAGGAUGAAGAAGAGCCUGGACGUUGGGAAGGCGGUAUUGAUGAGUUAGAAUCACUCACGGAGGAGACUGAGCGCAAGUUUCUGACGAUGAGUUGGUGGUUGCUUAAUGUGGGUUGGAGGGAUGUAGGGGAACGAGUUAGAGAGGCUGUCGAGAAUGUUUUUCAAAGCGUAUCCCUCAAAGCAAAUUUGGGUCCGCAAGAUGUCGAGCGGUUAAUAAGUGAGGUACGGAAAAGGGUGGAAUUUGAGAACGAAUCCGACGGAGCGGACAUCUCAGCCGAGGCACGUCGUGUAAACUUCCUCCGAGCACUUCUCCCACCAUCUUCUCAUUCCGAUCAUGAAACAGAAUUUGUUCUCCUCCAAGGCGGACUUUCUUCCCAUGACGCCUACAUAGACCCGAUGCUCCGUGCAUUACUAGACGAGACUUCUGCCUUCGCAUCAAGUGCAGAUUUCGGUGUCGUACUUGGCGUUGCAAUCGAAAGAGGCGUAGAAGCGUUGAUGCGCAAUUUGAGAGAAAACGUUUAUGGGAUGGGAAGCCACGAAGGUGGGGGGGAUUAUGAUGAGAGUGGGAGAGGGGUCGAAGAAAGGGCCGAGAAGGUGAGGCUUGCGGCGAUAUUGCCGGGAGUAUCUCGGUGGGCUCAUUUGGCGGUUAACGGAAUUCCGAAUGAACUUGUCGAGGUGAGUGGCGAGCGCAUGGUUCUGUUCCCCCUUUCUGGGCUCUUCUGA